GGGGCCACGGCGUCCAAACUCGAGGUAGAACUGGUCAGUCGUCACUGUUGUAUUCCUGCAGCAACUAACGUCUCCUACGAGGUCAAACAAGCGCCAGACGCCCGGUCGACAUGGCUGACAGCAGGGACAAAGCUACGGAUCAAAUGAAGACGUGGAAGGAGAACCGGGCCCGUCAGAGGCCCGACACACUGACCACAGGGGCCGGCCAUCCCAUCGGAGAUAAGCUGAACCUGCAGACUGCAGGACUGAGGGGGCCUCUGCUGGUCCAAGAUGUGGUCUUCACUGAUGAGAUGGCCCACUUCGACCGGGAGCGAAUCCCAGAGAGAGUGGUGCACGCCAAAGGGGGAGGCGCGUUUGGCUACUUUGAGGUGACUCACGACAUCACUCGCUUCUGCAAGGCCAAGGUGUUUGAACAUGUGGGCAAGACCACGCCCAUCGCUGUCCGCUUCUCCACCGUGGCUGGCGAAUCGGGAUCCGCAGACACGGUGCGAGACCCCCGAGGCUUCGCAGUCAAGUUUUACUCUGAGGAGGGCAACUGGGACCUGACUGGAAACAACACCCCCAUUUUCUUCAUCCGGGACAGCAUGCUGUUCCCGUCCUUCGUCCACUCCCAGAAGCGUAAUCCUCAAACCCACAUGAAAGACCCUGACAUGGUGUGGGACUUCUGGAGCCUGAGGCCCGAGAGUCUGCAUCAGGUGUCUUUCUUGUUCAGCGAUCGAGGUCUGCCCGAUGGCUUCCGCCACAUGAACGGCUACGGCUCCCACACCUUCAAACUGGUCAACGCUGAUGGCGAGCCUUUGUACUGCAAGUUUCACUUCAAGACUGAUCAAGGAAUAAAGAAUCUGUCAGUAGAGGAGGCAGACCGCCUGGCAUCCACCAACCCAGAUUAUGCCAUCGGAGACCUGUUCAACGCUAUUGCCAAUGGCAACUUCCCAUCCUGGACGUUCUUUAUCCAGGUCAUGACCUUCGAGCAAGCUGAGGAGUGGGAGUCCACCCGCUUUCAUCUCAGCAUGGUUUGGUCCCACAAAGAAUACCCUUUGAUUCCUGUGGGAAAGCUGGUACUCAACAGGAACCCAGUCAACUACUUUGCAGAGGUGGAGCAGCUGGCCUUCGACCCCAGCAACAUGCCACCAGGCAUUGAGGCGAGCCCCGACAAGAUGCUGCAGGGUCGUCUCUUCUCCUACCCAGAUACACACCGCCACCGGCUCGGCGCCAACUACCUGCAGAUCCCCGUGAACUGCCCCUUCAGGACCCGGGUGGCCAACUACCAGCGGGAUGGUCCAAUGUGCAUGUUUGACAACCAAGGUGGCGCUCCAAACUACUAUCCCAACAGCUUCAGUGCCCCAGAGGACCAGCCGCGGUUUGUGGAGUCUAAGUUCAAGGUGUCUCCAGAUGUGGGGCGCUACAACAGCGCAGAUGAAGACAAUUUUACACAGGUUCGCACCUUCUACACGGACGUCCUGAACGAAGAGGAGCGCCAGAGACUCUGCCAGAACAUGGCAGGGGCCCUGAAGGGAGCCCAGCUCUUCAUCCAAAAACGCAUGGUUGAGAACUUGAAGGCGGUCCAUGCGGACUAUGGAAACCGGGUUCAGACCCUUCUGAACCAGAACAAUGCGGUGGAAAAGAAGAACACUGGUGUGCACGUCUACAGCCGUCCAGCAGCACCGUCCAAGAUGUGAUUACUUACAUUUCUACCUUUGCUAGCCCAUGAAGACUAAUCACACCAGUUGAUUACAAUGACAAGUGAUAAUUGUUUGUAUUAAUUACUCAGGUUUUGUGUGUAUUUCUAUGUUAUUAUGAACCGACUCUUUUCUUUGCCAGAAGUAAGAAAACAAACGCAGUGAUUUAAAAUGUCUUGUCAACAUUAAUCUUCAGUCUUAGUUUAAAUUGGUAAAAUACCUUCAUAUGUAAUGCAUCAUCAUCAUCACCUCACGGCUGUGCUGAUAUUACUGCUUCCUUCCACCACGAGCAAUGAUCAGUUUUCAGGAAAAAAAUUGCAAACCGUUUUUUGAACUCAAUGGUAAAACUGUUAUUAUUUCCUCUUUAUGUUUUGCAUAUCUAGUGAGAUAUUCAGUUGAUAAAAAGCAAGGUUGAAGAUGAGGCUUUGUUUCCAUUACAGCUACAACAAUAGUGCCUUUUGUGGACUAAAACAACCAAAUACUGAUAUUUUGACCUUUUUCAGACUAGAAGAAUGACUUCUGAAUAGCUUACAGUUUGUUUGUUUUCAACAUGUCUUCAUAUGUAGGAAGAUUAAUAACCUAAUGAUCAAACAUGUAACUUUACAGUUAAUAUAGAUUAAGUUCUGGUCUCAAAUUGUAUAAUGCAUACAUAAUCAUGAAAUGUGCUUUAACUGCAUGUUAAAAAUCCUGACAAACUUUGUAGUAGUGUUUUUAUUUCAGACUGAAAGAUGACAAUUAGUGUUGUUUGAGAACACAAUGAUCCACAACAGGAUGUACAUAUCAGAGGUAUGACUGUCAAUGUUACCAAUGUUUCAUUAAGGUUGUGGACCGUGUUGAGUGCCUGUAUUAAUGAACUUCUAAUCAAAGUUUAUAAGCAG
Messenger RNA from Gasterosteus aculeatus aculeatus (three-spined stickleback), 2557 nucleotides. RefSeq names its product catalase (gene cat). Gene Ontology annotation, molecular function: catalase activity; heme binding. Gene Ontology annotation, cellular component: mitochondrion; peroxisome; cytoplasm. NCBI's taxonomy places the organism in Eukaryota, Metazoa, Chordata, Actinopteri, Perciformes, Gasterosteidae. The record is from RefSeq and is a predicted model, not a curated record. Gene Ontology annotation, biological process: response to hydrogen peroxide; hydrogen peroxide catabolic process.